Messenger RNA from Suillus fuscotomentosus, 747 nucleotides. RefSeq lists its product as uncharacterized. The transcript has 4 exons. Bases 151 to 462 code for a protein of 103 amino acids. The record is from RefSeq and is a predicted model, not a curated record. NCBI's taxonomy places the organism in Eukaryota, Fungi, Basidiomycota, Agaricomycetes, Boletales, Suillaceae.
CCCAGUGGCUCCCCGCCAGCCCAUAUUAUGCCCUCCAGCCUGGGAAUGGGAGAGUUGGCACGGUGGGCCUCCUUGCAAGCUUGACCCAAUAAAAGGCGUUUCGCAUUUCUGGAAACCCCAAUCUGCAGUGGGCACAACCUCAAUACUACUAUGGCACAUAACCAGCAAUACCAUGUUCUCAACGAAUUAUUCCUAUGUAUGUGGGAUGAUGAAUACGGAUUACAUUGCAAUGAGCUGGUACAAGGUGGCAAUAUGGCAACCCAUCUCCGAGAAUUUCACGGAAUCAGUGGUCCGGAACACCUCGCCGUCCUUUGCCGUUGGCAGGGUUGUAACGCUUCGAUGAACAAAGGAAGCCUUACACGACAUGUGCAAGGAACGCAUCUUGGGAUCAGGUAUCCUUGCAAUACCUGCGGCCGGGUAUUCACGCGUAUAUACGGCCUGGAAAUGCAUCACUGCCCUUAAUAAAAUAAUGGAUGAUAUCACUGCAAUAGUGGUUUGACCUAUGUAGAUGCUGAAGCAGCCGGCAGGAACGGCGGACUGAUGGGUAGGGGGGAACCUCACGUAGAAUAGUGGUUUGAGUUGCGUAGAUGCUCAAGCAGCCGGCAGGAACGGCGGACUGAUGGGGGUAGGGGGACGGAGAAAUGGAGGGGACACGGGUGGUCCCCUCCCCUAGAUCUACGUCCUAUUAUAUAGACCUGUAUCUAAAAAUGCGAAAAACGCCGGAGCGGGCUACUGAGUGUUGCAAGA